Molecule: messenger RNA, 387 nt
Organism: Cyphomyrmex costatus
Lineage: Eukaryota; Metazoa; Arthropoda; Insecta; Hymenoptera; Formicidae
Gene: snsl
Product: snustorr snarlik
Exons: 4
Source: RefSeq, a predicted model, not a curated record
AUGACCAUAAUAACACAUGUAACAGCCCUGAUUAUACCAGAAGAGCUUCCGACGAUUCUAAGUUUAAUAUAUUCAAAUAUAUCACCAAUCAAAAAAGGAACCGAUUCCAGACUUGGCGUCGGUUUUCGAUUAGGUGAACAUGCUGAUUUUCAAAUCGUCGUUGAAUUAGGACCUCAGACUGAAACAGAUCCGAUAGGUACAUCCAACGAUAUUCAAAGGCGCCGAAAUGUGAUGAUAAAUGCUGCAAUGAAAGGAGAGCUAGGUUCAUUGGCACAAGCGGUGGCUAAAUAUCAAAUAAACCGUAAAAUCCAAAAAGAAUUGGAUGAACUCAAAAUAAUAGAGAACAAACUUAAAACGAUUAAGAUGGAGAAUACAAAAGCUCAAGAU